GUACCAGCACCGCCCUCUGCCAUUUCCGGGCCAUCCCCCUCUGGACGAUUGCGCUGCUGAUAAUCGCAUUUGGGGCGAUUUGGUCUCGGAUCGCCGCCACGUCUCAGCAACUCUCUUCACGGCCUGUCAAGUCUCGCUCUGAGACAGCGGCGACGUUGUAGCCAGCCAGCCAGCUAGCUAGCUAGCCAAUGGCGUCCGCCGCCGGAGCUAUUACCCGUCUCGCCCGGGUCGCUGGACCUGCAGCUGUGCCAGCGAUUCUGUAUGGCGCAUACAAGCAGAACGCCGUGGCGGCAAUCGAGGCUUUCUUCACCGGACCGGGCAGAACCAGUCGAAUCGUUGCACUGGUGGUAGUAUUGUGGAAUUGGAAGAGCUUGCCGCUGGCUUGGACUUACCGAGUGAUCAAUGGCAUGAUCUCGCACCUUCUCGUCCGCAAUCUCCACACAUAUACGCCGGACAAGCUCUUCCAGCCCAUCAAGACGGAGACGCACGUCACGCUGCUCGAAGUCGACUAUAACAUCCACAAGUCGAACUCGACAUACUUCGCCGACCUCGACGUUAGCCGUACGCACUUAGUUGGCCACCUGCUUGCGCGGGGCCUGCGUGCUAUCAGCAGUAAUGCCUCGACGAAGCUUGUCAUGGACCCCUCGGACCCGUCGCGUCCGGCCAGGGGCGCCUUCGGCGUUGUCCUGGGCGGCGUGCAGUGCAGUUUCAAGAAGGAGCUCAAGCCUUACCAGCGCUACGAGAUGUGGUCGCGCAUCCUCUCCUGGGACCGCAAGUGGCUGUACAUUGUCACGCACUACGUCGACAAGGGCGCCGUAAAGUCGGGGGCGAAGCCCGAGGACUGGGAGAAGAAGAUCCACGCCUCAGCCGUGAGCAAGUACGUCUUCAAGAUCGGGCGUCUGACAGUGCAUCCGGCCGUGCUGAUCGAGGCGAGCGGCUUGCUGCCAGAACGCCCCGGCGGCUGGGUCAAAGUUGAGAACGGCCUUGGCGAGGAGCCGAACGGGGCAGCAGCUAACGGCCAUGCGGCACCAGAGUCUGCAGUGUGGGAUUGGAAGCGGACUGAAAAAGAGCGGCUAAAGGGUCUCGAAUACGCGGAACACCUCGCAUCUCUUGAUGGUCUGCUCGACCAAUUCGAACCUGGAGAGGACGGUCCUCUGGGCGUGUUCGGCCCCGGCUAACUUACGACUAAUUACUGACAGAAUCAUCUUUAUACAGCGGGCAUUUUUAGAGAUUAUGUAUACCCAUAGACGUGGCAUAGAAUUACGAUAGCUUAGACGAGGACCUCAAUUGAUAGAGUCAUAUCGCACUAGUGUACAGAAGAUCUUCAAGAUGAUGUAUGUA
Xylaria bambusicola is the source of this 1341-nucleotide messenger RNA. Its product is annotated as capsule polysaccharide biosynthesis protein. The record is from RefSeq and is a predicted model, not a curated record. The coding region runs from base 189 to 1178 and encodes 329 amino acids. The transcript is spliced from 2 exons. NCBI's taxonomy places the organism in Eukaryota, Fungi, Ascomycota, Sordariomycetes, Xylariales, Xylariaceae.